Messenger RNA from Drosophila innubila, 240 nucleotides. Its product is annotated as metallothionein-4. The record is from RefSeq and is a predicted model, not a curated record. The coding region runs from base 16 to 141 and encodes 41 amino acids. Gene Ontology annotation, molecular function: metal ion binding. The transcript has 2 exons. NCBI's taxonomy places the organism in Eukaryota, Metazoa, Arthropoda, Insecta, Diptera, Drosophilidae.
AAAACCAACCUAAUAAUGCCUUGCAAAGGAUGCGGAAAUAAUUGCCAGUGCACUUCCGGCCAAUGUGGUGGUAACUGUGCCGGAAACCAACAGUGCCAAUGUGCCAGUAAACCAACCUCGAAGUGCUGCCAGGGAAAAUAGUUGCGGCUCUAAAUACUUUAAUUCUUUAAUGAAAUCUCUGACUGAAUGUUGUAAUGUAAAGCUAAAUAAAUUAUAUUAUUAAACUCUUAUUUAAACCUU